Molecule: messenger RNA, 951 nt
Organism: Vicia villosa (hairy vetch)
Lineage: Eukaryota; Viridiplantae; Streptophyta; Magnoliopsida; Fabales; Fabaceae
Exons: 1
Coding region: 1-951 (316 amino acids)
Molecular function (GO): catalytic activity
Source: RefSeq, a predicted model, not a curated record
AUGCGCUCUGCAAACGGUACUGAUUGGAGGUUCACUUCAGUUUACGCUAGUCCUUCGGAGCAAAGAAGAAGAGUUUUAUGGGAGGCCUUGCAUACUACAGGUAGGAAUAAUAAUAUGCCUUGGAUUGUUGCAGGAGAUUUCAAUGAUAUUGCUGAUGCUGGUGAGAAAAAGGGUGGAGCUGCUAUUUCUCAUAGAAGAUGUGCCUCGUUCAGGAAAAAUAUGGAGGAUUGCAAGUUGUAUGAUAUGGGAUCUAGUGGCCCGAAAUUCACGUGGAGGGGAGGAAUUUACCAUGGAGGUCAUAGGAUUUAUGAAAGAUUGGAUAGAGCUAUAGGAAAUGAGGAGUGGAAAUUGCUAUUCCCUGAUAGUUUUAUUAAGGUGCUGCCUAGGGUGAAUUUUUCCGACCAUCAUCCUAUUCUGAUAGCACUUAAUAGAGACUACUAUGAUAAUGGGGGUCGUCAAUUCAGGUUUAAAAGUGCUUGGUUAAUGGAGAAUAAUUAUGCUGAUAGAGUUAGAGGAUUCUGGAGGCAUGGUGAGGACAUUAUGUCCAAUCUGAAUAAAAUAAAAUCUGAUGCUAAGGAGUGGAAACAGUGGAGCGUUAAUAAUGUCCAAAGAGCAAAGAAAAGAAUCUUAGCUAGACUAAAAGGGAUCCAGGAGAGUAUUCAUAUUCGAAAUGAUGUUAGAGGUUUGACUCGACUAGAAAAAAAAACUUCAACAGGAUCUGAAAUUAUUUUGAAACAAGAGGAGCUUAUGUGGUUUCAACGAUCUCAAGCAAAGUGGCUUAUUGAUGGUGAUCGCAAUACCAAAUAUUACCAUAUUAAAACUGUAAAUAGGAGAAGGAAAAAUAAUAUCAAGAUGCUGCAGGAUAGUGAGGGUAACUGGAUUGAUAAGGAUGAAGAUCUCAAGGAACUAGUUAACAACUUCUACAAAGAUCUCUUCAAAAUUCGGGAUUAG